Messenger RNA from Aphanomyces invadans, 679 nucleotides. RefSeq lists its product as hypothetical. Gene Ontology annotation, cellular component: nucleus; U1 snRNP. Bases 63 to 449 code for a protein of 128 amino acids. Gene Ontology annotation, molecular function: zinc ion binding; pre-mRNA 5'-splice site binding. The record is from RefSeq and is a predicted model, not a curated record. Gene Ontology annotation, biological process: mRNA 5'-splice site recognition; mRNA splicing, via spliceosome; spliceosomal snRNP assembly. The transcript is spliced from 4 exons. Lineage: Eukaryota; Oomycota; Saprolegniomycetes; Saprolegniales; Verrucalvaceae.
CGGGAAAAGAAGAAACCCACAGCAGCGACGGCGGCGCGACGACUUGAUUCAGCGACUCCGCCAUGCCACGAUACUACUGCGACUACUGUGAUACGUACUUAACCCAUGACUCGCAAGCUGGGCGCAAGCAACACAAUCGAGGGUGGAAGCAUCGAGAAAACGUCAAGUUGUACUACGAAGCCGUGAUCCAAGGCCAGGGAGCCACCAUGACACCUGGUGCUUGGCUUCGUCCUGACGCGUCUCGUCCUCCCGCGCCACGACCUCCUCUCAUGAUGUCGAUGCGGCCUCCCAUGGCUAUGGGCAUGAACCCCAUGGGAAUUGGCAUGCAACCUCCCCCUAUGAUGAUGGGAAUGCGACCUCCUCCUCCAAUGGGCGGAAUGUUUCCUCCGCCGCGCGGUCCACCUCCUGGCAUCGUUCCCAUGAUGAUGCGCCCGCCGCCUGUAACUUAACAUGAUGCAUGGAGAUACACUAGUCCGAGUUUCCAACUGAAAUCAUGCAUACAUGCGUCGUCCAUGGGAGUAAUAUUCCCGGCGCAUGAAGGUCACUGCACGAGUCGCAUCCUCAGUUUGGCCACUUUACGCAAAUGACCAGUGCCUUGGUCACAGGAUUACUUCGUCGCCGCUGCGUUCGGAUGGAGGAUGCGAUGACAGUGCGUUUCCGAGUGAGGGAUUGUUCUCAC